This is a messenger RNA of Amorphotheca resinae ATCC 22711, 708 nucleotides long. RefSeq lists its product as hypothetical. NCBI's taxonomy places the organism in Eukaryota, Fungi, Ascomycota, Leotiomycetes, Helotiales, Amorphothecaceae. The transcript has a single exon. The coding region runs from base 323 to 553 and encodes 76 amino acids. The record is from RefSeq and is a predicted model, not a curated record.
CCAGAGACGAGAAAAGACGGCGGAGCGGGUCGGAGGUGAGGAGUUGGGGCAGUCGUUGCUGGGGGUCGAGUUGGUGAUGCAAGGAGGUGCGGAUUAUUAAAUCUCUGGGGUAAAGUAUGCUGCGCUUAGAAUCGAGAGACGAGUGGGCGAGCUCGCUGGAAUGCAGAUAUGACUGGAAUGGAAGGAAGUGAUAGGUAUGAAAAUCGUCGCAAAUCGUGGAAUUGUAUAGUACAGGGAGUCGGGCGCGAUAAUGCGGAUUAGAAGUGUUUUUAUUUUUGUCGUGAAGAUGAUGCGUUUAGAAGGGUAUCGGUCGAACCGUUGAAUGUCGAGGUUGAUGCGUGUGCAAAGGUUGCUGCUUGCGACAGGCGCAGUCGGACGUGGUCUUGAUGCUUGGGGUCUGCCUCAGAUGGGAUAUAGAUGGCUCGUAGAAUCAAGGAGAUUCCGCUCAUUAUCUAGGCUUCGGUGGAGGAGGCUUCGGGACGCCUGUCGUAUCGUAUGCGCCUCUGCCCAUAUUGCAGGCUUGCACUUCUCUGGUAAUCAUGUUGAAGGGUGAAAUCUGGAGAGAGCAGCUUGUCAGCCGGGAUUCCUCGACCCCUAUAUACAGAGCAGAGAGCAGUGCAGCAAUCGAGUGGUAAUUCCACAGACAGCUGCCCCCUUCUCCAGAAGGCCCGAUGUUUGCUGGCCAGGGGAGACAAGGAUUAGUUGACU